Haliaeetus leucocephalus (bald eagle) is the source of this 359-nucleotide messenger RNA. RefSeq names its product dnaJ homolog subfamily C member 25. Gene Ontology annotation, cellular component: endoplasmic reticulum membrane. Gene Ontology annotation, biological process: protein folding. The annotation marks the transcript as partial. The transcript has a single exon. Lineage: Eukaryota; Metazoa; Chordata; Aves; Accipitriformes; Accipitridae. The record is from RefSeq and is a predicted model, not a curated record.
CUCUGCCUGUGGCUGUGCGUGGCGCUCCUGCCGCGGGCGGCGCGGGGCCUGACGGAGGGGCUCUACUGCGGGCGGAGCGUCUGCUACGAGGUGCUGGGCGUCAGCCGGCAGGCCAGCAAGGCGGAGAUCGCCCGCGCCUACCGGCAGCUGGCCCGCAAGUACCACCCCGACCGUUACCGUGGGGAGCCGGCCGCGCCGGGCGGCGGUGGCCCGCAAGCGGCGCACGAGAAGUUCCUCCUCAUCGCCACCGCCUACGAGACCCUCAAGGUGAGAGAGCGGGACCGCCGCCGCGGCCGGAGCCGCUCCGGUAAGAGACAGCGCGGGUGGCCGGCGGAGGGGGCCGCCCCGGGGCGGGGGGG